Molecule: messenger RNA, 814 nt
Organism: Capsicum annuum
Lineage: Eukaryota; Viridiplantae; Streptophyta; Magnoliopsida; Solanales; Solanaceae
Product: nudix hydrolase 18, mitochondrial
Exons: 5
Coding region: 134-616 (160 amino acids)
Cellular component (GO): nucleus; cytoplasm
Molecular function (GO): pyrophosphatase activity
Source: RefSeq, a predicted model, not a curated record
AUAAAAUUUUUCUUUCUUCGAUUUUUGUCCUUGUCACUUUUUCUCAUCAUACCAUUUUCUCACAUUAUCACAUUAUAUUAUUUUGCCUAUAUUAUUAGCCCUUUUUGAAUUAUUUUUCUGAGAAAAAAUAAAUAUGAUUUGUAUGGUUUCACGUACUGGAAGACAAUUACAGAGGUACAAUAAAGGUAGACGUCUUGUUGUUGGAUGUAUACCAUAUAGAUUUACAAUAAAUGGUGAAUUUGAAGUGCUUGUAGUUAGUUCACAAAAAGGUCAUGCAAUGAUGUUUCCCAAGGGUGGAUGGGAAAUAGAUGAAUCAGUAGAAGAAGCAGCUUCUCGUGAAUCUCUUGAAGAAGCUGGUGUUCUUGGCAUUGUUCAGUGUGAAUUAGGAAAAUGGAGAUUUAAGAGCAAGAGCCAAAGCAUAUAUCAUGAAGGUUACAUGUUUCCAUUGCUUGUUACUGAACAACUUUCUUUUUGGCCUGAACAAAAUCUCAGAAAAAGAGCAUGGAUGACAGUGGAGGAAGCAAGUGAAGCUUGUCAACAAUGGUGGAUGAAAGAAGCACUUGAGAAAUUAGUUAAUAGGCUUAAUUCAUCAGAAAUUGGAAAUUCUCUUAGCUAAAAAAAAUAAAUAGUUUAAUUCAUUUUGUUUAGGAUUUUGUAAUUUUGUAAAUAAAUCUAUAGAGGGAAAAAAAAAAUAGAAGUCUAAUGAAUGUUCAUAAAUGUUGGAUGGUCGAAGAAGGGCUUCAACAACUGUAUCAUUAAUUGUAUCAAUUAUCAUUCUAACAUAUAUAAAAAAAAAAUCUGAAAAUUACUCAAA